AUGAAAUUCACUGGAUUCUCUAUUUCUCUGGCCCUUGCUGGCCUUGUCUCUUCCGCCGCUCUGCCCACGGUCCCUGGUGGCAAUGCCAUCGGUGGUGUUGUUAACACAGCCACAGGGGCCCUCAGUGGUCUGAAGCGUGAUGGUGGUGAUGCCGUUAGUGGCGCUGCCUACGGUGUUUCCGGCACACUAAACGGAGUCACUGGUAUUGCUGGCAGCGCUGCCGGUACUGUUGAGAGCACCUCAUCAGGUGCGGUUGGAACUGCCGAAAAAACGGUCACUGACGCUGUCCCUGCCAAACGUCAGGCUGGUGGUCUCGUGGAUACUGUCAAAGGUGCGACUGGUGGUCUUGGGGCUACUGUCAAAGGUGCGACUGGUGGUCUUGGGGCUACUGUCAAAGGUGCGACUGGUGGUCUCAAGCGUGACGGUGGUGAUGCUGUUAGUGGUGCUGUUUAUGGUGCUACUAGCUCGCUUAACGGAGUCACUGGAAUUGCUGGUAGCCUUGCUGGUACCGCUGAGAGCACUACGUCUGGCGCUGUCGGAACUGCUGAGCAUGAGGUUGCUGACAUUGCCCCUGCUAAGCGUGACGGUGGUGAUGCCGUUAGUGGUGCUGUUUAUGGUGCUACUAGCUCGCUUAACGGAGUCACUGGAAUUGCUGGUAGCCUUGCUGGUACCGCUGAGAGCACCUCGUCUGGCGCUGUUGGAACUGCUGAGCAUGAGGUUGCUGGCGUCGCCCCUGGUCGCAAGCGUCAGCUUCCUGGUGCCGGUCAAGUUGUCGAUGCUUCCAUCAAGAACGAUCUUGGCAUGUUGAGCGGGAACCCCUCUGGCCUCAUUGGCGCCCUCGGUGGCCUUCAGGCUGCUCUUUCUACUGGCGGCAUCCUUCCCAGCCAAAUCUCUACCCUCCCUGCUGAGAUGCAGCUCGUUGUCGCCUACCUUUACACCGCUUAG
Messenger RNA from Penicillium odoratum, 945 nucleotides. RefSeq lists its product as uncharacterized. The coding region runs from base 1 to 945 and encodes 314 amino acids. The transcript is spliced from 5 exons. NCBI's taxonomy places the organism in Eukaryota, Fungi, Ascomycota, Eurotiomycetes, Eurotiales, Aspergillaceae. The record is from RefSeq and is a predicted model, not a curated record.